CCGCAUUUUCAAAACACCAAUAUUAUCAUCGCCAUGAGUUGUGGUACUAGGUACCAGAAAUGGGACAAAUUCAUAAUUCCAAGUGAAGCGCUCCCAACCCUGCCGAACGCAUGUACUGUUGCACCUCUCCUCCAACUGCCAACGGAGAUCCUCAUAACCAUUUUCGACGAGGUCAAUCUUAUCGAUCAGCUUUGUCUUGCACUGUCUUGCAAGCGCCUUCUGCAAGUCUCUACCAUGGUCUCCUUGGAUGUUAGUGAUCCGGAUGCCCUUUCACUCUACUAUCGGUUGGGCCCUACCUCAAAAGACUGGAGAUUCUGUUUCGGUUGCACACAAUACCGUCCAACGAGGGAGAGCUACUGGAAAGCCAAAGCUAAUCUAGGGAACUGGGCUGAAGCUAAGGAUAAGCAAGACGAUAUGAUGGCGAUAAUCCAAGAUUGGGAGCAUCUUCAGACCAUGUUUUAUUGCCCGGAAUGCUUGGCGAAAAUGAGAUGUCUUUCAUGAAUGCUGGAAUAGUGCUGAAGUAGACAACAAACUAUGUAGUUAUCACAACUACCAUAGCACAUGUCAGAAG
Pseudogymnoascus verrucosus is the source of this 571-nucleotide messenger RNA. RefSeq lists its product as uncharacterized. Gene Ontology annotation, molecular function: protein binding. Bases 34 to 501 code for a protein of 155 amino acids. The transcript is spliced from 2 exons. NCBI's taxonomy places the organism in Eukaryota, Fungi, Ascomycota, Leotiomycetes, Thelebolales, Thelebolaceae. The record is from RefSeq and is a predicted model, not a curated record.